UCCCUUCUCUCUCUCUCUCUCUCUCUCUCUCUCUCUCUCUCUCUCGUAGCUGCUUGCCAAACUCCUGCAUCUCGUGAGAACAUCCAUGGAAAUGCCCCAUUUUCUUCGGUUUAACCUCAAUCGGACCUUGUUUUCUUCCUCUCCAUCCUUUUUUCUCUGCAUACCCUUGAUCCAGUCUCCGAAAUAUGUUCUUGCUCUCAAAUUUUCGAUGUUUUUUUGAGCUUCUUAUCACUCGUCAACCUUCUUCUCCGAAUCUUCUAUUUUUUUUGGCGGUUUGACUAGUAGAACCUCCACCUUUUGUUGUGCCCAUCGCGUCUUCGUGAUGCUUCUGCUGAUCAACGCAGUCAAAGCUGUGACUUGGUGCCUGUCGGCGCUCUCGAGCUUGGAUCCCUCUUUCCUAGACUUCGUCUCUGAUCUGUCGCUAGAUCUUCGCAACUCUCCGCUUUCUGGGAUCUUCUCGGUUUUCUCUAAUCCCCACUUCUUCUUCGUCAGGGUUAUUUGAUUCCCCAAGCUGGAAAUCGGCAGAGAAAUCCACGGCUUACUCUUUCUCCUUAGUUCUUAGUUGAUCAAUGCUUCGAUCGUUUAGAUAAUACUUCUCUUUUUUUAAUCUUCUCUUAGAAAUUGUUUUAGAGGGCAAGUAUGCAUUGGAAGGCUUUUGAAAGUUGAGAACUUGCCUUAGGGUUUCCACGGGACAUCAAAAACUAUGGCUGUUGUCUUUUUGCUGGCAGUUCAUAUGUGAUGUAAGAAGGGUUCUGCGCCUUGUGUUUGGUGCUUUUGUUAGCCCUUGUAGCUUAAAAGAUGUAUGAGAAUGGCCACCACUUCGUUGAGUGGAAGGAACAUUUUGUAUCACAGGAGCGUGGAAACCGAGUUGUUCAUUAUUUUCUGAAGGAUUCUUCCGGUGAAUCCAUCCUGGCUGUGGUUGGUACCGAGAGAAGUGUUAGGCACAUGUUUUAUGUUGUUUCAGAGGAGUUUGUGCGUGUUCAUGGUGCUGAGAAUUCAAUUCAUGCUGGCUUCAAAUGGAGAUCAAGAAGAGAGGUUGUAGAUUGGCUCACUUCAAUGCUGUCUAAGCAAAAUUCACAAGGCAACUGGUCGAUAUCGCCUAAAUGUGAUUCGGAGGAACCUAAUGGUUCUCCAACAUUUCCAAGUAACGGAGCCACUGUUCAACGGACUCAAGCAACUGAUGAGAUGGGUCGUCUUCCUGUGAACCUAAGUGUACAUAAUUGGGAGAUCGUGUGGUCAGGAACUUCUUGGAUGUGUGGUAAGCAGCUCAAACAUUACCCAUCCUUUUGCAGGAAUGGUACGACGAUAAAGGUUCAAUCUUUUGUCUUUAUAAUGGAUAAGUGGGAGGGCCAUAAUGUGGCAUAUCUCGAAGAUAUGUACGAGGACAAGAGAGGCCUGAAAAAGGUUAAAGUGAGAUGGUUUCAUUACACCGAAGAAGGGAAGGGUGCAGUUUCUGUCAAAAACCGAAAUUCAAAAGAGGUUUUCAUCACCCCUCACUCGCAGGUCAUCAGUGCAGAAUGUGUUGAUGGUCCUGCCACUAUCUUAACCCGGGAGCAUUACGAGGAGUGUUUGGCUUCUUUUCCUAAUUCUUUGUUAGCGAGGGUACACAUGUGCUUUAGGCAACUCAGGAACAACAAAGUCAAACCCUUUGACUUGAGUAGAUUGCGCGGGUACUUUGACCAACCGAUUAUGUCUUGCUUGAGUUCUGCCCCUUUAUUGGAGGUUGAACCUGUAGAUCGCUCCAUCAAUGAAGAGGAGGAGGAAGAGCAGAGUGAAGAUGAAAAAACAAAGACAGGUACAAAGAGGACCAAGAAAAAACAAGUGAGACGGAUUUCUGACUAUCGAUUGGUGACCAGUGAAUCUUCACGCAAGAAACUCAAACGUGGCAGAGAAGACAAAGGAUUUCUUCCUCCAACCCAUGUACUGAAACAUCCUUGUUACAAUGGAGUUGUUAAGGCUGAUGCGAAAAUAGAGUUGCUGUGUCAAGACAGUGGUAUAAGGGGAUGCUGGUUUAGAUGCACUGUUCUGGAAGUGUCCAGGAAACUAAUAAAAGUCCAGUAUGAUGAUAUACUGGAUGAGGAUGGAUAUGGAAACCUUGAGGAAUUUGUGCCGGCUGUUAAAUUUGCUAUGCCUGAUAAGCUUGGAAUGAGGUCCUCUAACCGGCCAACGAUCCGGCCUGCUCUCCCUGAUGCUAAAAGAGCAGACUUUACUCCCACAGUCGGUACAGCUGUUGAUGCUUGGUGGAGUGAUGGUUGGUGGGAAGGUGUUGUAACAGCAAUUGACAACCCCAUCACAUCGGGCCUGCAAAUUUACGUCCCUGGGGAAAACUUAUUCUUGAACAUGGACAAAAAUGAUCUCAGGAUCUCCAGGGAUUGGGUUGGAGACGGUUGGGUUGAUAUCGAUCCUAAACCCGAAAUACUCUCUUCUAUCAUGUCUUCUGCUGUUAGUCCUGAAGCCAAGGUGUCCAUGGUGUCAACCAUUCUUGCAAAAGAUGGCAAAAUGGAGCCAAUUGCUAUGGCAAAUACCGAUAAAGAAGCAAAACUUGAAUACCCUCAAUGUGAUGAUGGUUCAGGGUAUAGCCUUCUGAUGGAAACAAACGAAGAGAAAAAGGACGGUGGGGAUGGUGUGGAAAAUGUCCAAAACCAAUCUUCAAAAGAUGAAGAUAAAGAGGCUGGAAGUAACUACAUUAACACGGGUGUCAACCAUGUAAACAUCAUAGAUGAGAGCGAUGUUACACUUAAUUAUGAGAAAGGCAGCAAGCCAGGAUUGGCCAGUGUCCUUUCAAAGACCGCUACCACGCCCGCGAAAAUAUACAAUGAUGACUGAUUCCAGCACUAGGUAUGUGCCUCGAUUCAGAAACUUUGAUAUUUAUGUAUAUAUAAUGACAUAGCUUGCAGGGUUUUUUUUUUGGCUUGACUUCGUUUGGCUCGAGGGAGGGGUGGGCUGUACAGAAAUUGAAGGGGCUAGAUUUUGGUGGCUGUGUUUGUUUAACCAAUGUAAGCAUAGGAGUUUAGGAAUGGGAAUUUAGGUUAAGCUACGUUUGUUAGGGCAAGUCAUUUGUAACACAAGACUCGUCUUUGGACAUGUUGCUCCUAGCUGUAUCAGUUUUAAGAAGAUAUAAGCACGUAAUGCAAGUAAGUAUCCUAA
Molecule: messenger RNA, 3147 nt
Organism: Tarenaya hassleriana
Lineage: Eukaryota; Viridiplantae; Streptophyta; Magnoliopsida; Brassicales; Cleomaceae
Exons: 6
Coding region: 799-2826 (675 amino acids)
Molecular function (GO): chromatin binding
Source: RefSeq, a predicted model, not a curated record